Punctularia strigosozonata HHB-11173 SS5 is the source of this 273-nucleotide messenger RNA. RefSeq lists its product as uncharacterized. The annotation marks the transcript as partial. The transcript has a single exon. Gene Ontology annotation, biological process: regulation of cellular respiration. Lineage: Eukaryota; Fungi; Basidiomycota; Agaricomycetes; Corticiales; Punctulariaceae. The record is from RefSeq and is a predicted model, not a curated record.
UUCCCUUUCAACAAUUUCACGUACUGUUUAACUCUCUUUCCAAAGUGCUUUUCAUCUUUCCCUCACGGUACUUGUUCGCUAUCGGUCUCUCGCCAAUAUUUAGCUUUAGAUGGAAUUCACCACCCGUUUUGCGCUGCAUUCCCAAACAACGCGACUCUUCGAGAGUGCAUCACAAAGCACCGGCAGUCCGUGUCAAAGACGGGAUUCUCACCCUCUAUGAUGUUCUGUUCCAAGAAACUUGUACACGGUCCGACGCAGAAAACACUUCUCUAG